Messenger RNA from Trematosphaeria pertusa, 507 nucleotides. RefSeq lists its product as uncharacterized. The record is from RefSeq and is a predicted model, not a curated record. The transcript has a single exon. The coding region runs from base 1 to 507 and encodes 168 amino acids. Lineage: Eukaryota; Fungi; Ascomycota; Dothideomycetes; Pleosporales; Trematosphaeriaceae.
AUGGAAGUCGUAUACGCGCGAGUGCUUGAGGAGCCGGCGCAUCGGCUAUUGGAUGGAUCGCUCCGCCAUUUGGGCGUCUGGAGCGAAAGUGCGCUGGACGGAGAUUCCGCGCACAGCCAUUUAGCACCGUUCGACAGUCCCAGCAUUCCUCAUAUUCUGGGAAGUGGCGAGGGCAUCGCGGUGGAGAGCCUGGAGGUAAAUCUAGGCAUACUGGUCCAAGAACUGGAGCAAGCAGAACGCACGGCGCCCGCUGCAGAAAUCGGCGUCCCCCAAUCGAUCCGCCGUCUUAUCCUACGACAUAGCACUUUCAUCGACGCCGCCGAAGAGUCUGGGCACGUGGAAACAAUACUGGACUACCUUCAGAUCAGGGUCCGGGAAUUCAGACAGUUUCCGGAGCUGAGAAUUGUCGAGCUGGAGAUACCUCAACGUCUGCACACCAAGGCCGAUGUGUACCAGGAGAGCUUUGAGAAGCUCGGUGUGCAGUUGAGAGUGCGCUUCGUCACUUGA